Messenger RNA from Aphis gossypii (cotton aphid), 2294 nucleotides. RefSeq names its product DDB1- and CUL4-associated factor 8. The coding region runs from base 379 to 2115 and encodes 578 amino acids. Gene Ontology annotation, molecular function: protein binding. Gene Ontology annotation, cellular component: Cul4-RING E3 ubiquitin ligase complex; cytoplasm. NCBI's taxonomy places the organism in Eukaryota, Metazoa, Arthropoda, Insecta, Hemiptera, Aphididae. The transcript is spliced from 11 exons. The record is from RefSeq and is a predicted model, not a curated record.
UAGUGUGAAAUGGAAGAUUGGUGUAGGACCUAAUAUUAUAUUUUUGUGUAUUCGACUUUUCGUACCGUACUAUUCACUAUUAUAGUAUUAUACGAAUUACGUUUCAAUUUUAAACAUAUUUGGUCUUUGAGAUUUACAUGAAUCAUAAUACACUAAUACAAUAAUGUCUAGGUCCCAUCAUGUGUGUUAUUAUAAUAUUCUAUUGGCCUUGCAGUUUGUAAUGAUUUAAAUUUCCGUAAUUGUUGAGAAAAAUUUUAUGUGUUGACUUAUGUUAUUGGCUUGAAAUUAAUCCAAAUCACCUUUACUGCUACAUUACAGUUGGGUUCGCUUCAACAAUUAUUACAAUAUUAUACUUUAUUCUUAUUUAUCAUCUUAAAUAUGUCUGAUACAGACCCCGAUUCAUCAACUGAUAGUGACAAUAACAAUUUGUCUCCUUUUUUCAACCGUUAUUUUCGUGUUUAUGCCUACGAUUAUGAACCUGGUGUUGACGUUACUGUAAGCCCACGUAUAGUAACAUAUCAAGCAUCAACAGAUGAUUCUUCAGAUAGUGACGUUUUUCCUGAUUUAUAUCAUGAUUCUACAUCUAGUGCUAGUGAAGCAUUAUUAAACAACACCUCAGAAGAAUUAGACCAUCCAGAUGAUGAUUCAUCUUGUAGUUCAAGAAAUACAUCCACAUUUAAAUUAUUCAAACAAAGACAUAUUAUUAAUAAAAUGAAAAUCACUCGUCCAAAAUCCAAUCAUUGGUGUCUUCCUAAAGAAUUAUAUAACAGAGAAAUUGGCCGUUAUAACCGUCGCGCUCAGUGGGGUUAUAAAUUCUAUCAAUCGACUGUUGGUGUACAAAAACUCAAAUUGAGUAGACAACUAAAAGGCCAUCAAGGAUGUGUAAAUUCACUAGAUUUUAAUAAUACUGGUGAAAUAUUAGCUAGUGGAUCAGAUGAUUAUAGAAUUUGUUUAUGGAAUUGGUCUAAUGGAAAGUGUUUACUCAAUCACAAUAGUUUACAUACUAAGAACAUUUUUCAAACUAAAUUUCUCACUACACAUGGAGGUACUCACAUUAUAUCAAGUGGACGAGAUGGCUUAGUUGUAUUGUCUGCUGUAAAUAACUAUGAUAUUAUAUAUAGCAAAAUAAUAGCACGUCAUGAUAACGCUUGUAAUAAAGUUGGUGUACAUCAUGAUACACCAUAUGUAGUCCUUAGUUGUGGAGAUGACGGAAUUGUUAAAAAUAUAGAUAUUCGUGAAUCUCCUAUUAAUGAAAAUGAAAGGACUACCAAUAUACUACAUAUCAAAAAUAAGCGUGGUCUUUCUAUGCACCUAUUUGGUAUUGACAUAAAUCCUAUGAAACCAAAUGAAUUUAUUGUAAAUGGUAAUGAUGAAUAUGUAAGAAUGUACGACAAAAGACGUUUAAGUGUAAAUCCAGUUCAACUAUUUCAUCGUGAAUUUAAAAAUCCUAAAGAAGAAAAAAAUGGUGAUAAUGCUAUUAAUGGCACUAAUAAUAGUGAUGUUAAUGGCAGAAAUAAUGAUACUAUUGAUCUCACUAACAGUGCUAGUGGUAAUGUUAAUUCUGACCAUGAUGAGAGGUUUGAGUUGGAUGUGGCGGAUGAUUCUUCAAGUUCAAUGUCGCCUAUCCAAUUUUAUUCACAUAUUACAUCUGCUGUAUACAGCUAUUGUGGAACUGAAAUUUUAGCAUCUUAUAGUGAAGAUGAUAUUUAUCUAUUUGAUGCUUAUGGUCGAUCAAAUUCUGUGUUACACAGUUAUAGUGGCCAUCUAAAUAGAAUGACUGUCAAAAAUGUCAAUUUUUAUGGACCAAGAAGUGAUUAUGUAAUAUCUGGAUCAGAUUGUGGAUUUAUCUUUGUAUGGGAUAAAAAAACUGAAGCUAUUGUCCAAAGGAAACAUGCUGAUUGUAGAGGAUGUAUUAAUGUAUUAGAAGGACAUCCACAUAUACCAACCUUAGCAACUAGUGGUCUGGACAAAACUAUUAAAAUAUGGGAACCUUUAAGUAUGUCUCAAAGGCCAAAUAAAAAACAGCUCAGAACGUGUAUCGUUCAAAAUAGAGUUGAAAGAGACCGAUCCCGAAGGACAGCAGAAGACCAUCAUCAUUAUUUUAGUCGUAUUUGAUUUAAGUUGACUGAAACUGUUCCCACGGUGGGUUCCAAACUUGAAAAAAAGGUUGACUGGAACUAUAAGAAGUAUUAUAACAUAUGAAUACAAAUCAAAUACAUUAUUUUUGUUUAAUUUUUUUUAUUUUUUUUUUAUCAGUGUAAAUAAAUAUAAUACAAAAUAAUAAUAAUUAUAAA